Molecule: messenger RNA, 663 nt
Organism: Entrophospora sp. SA101
Lineage: Eukaryota; Fungi; Glomeromycota; Glomeromycetes; Entrophosporales; Entrophosporaceae
Source: the annotation of a GenBank genome assembly
AUGUCUAUUCAAACCAUGCAUAUCGAAAAACCGAUAUAUAAUAAAGAAACAAUUACCUCAAAGCCCAAAAGUAUUAGUUUUACCUCCAUUUUGGACCAGAUCCUAAAAAAAUAUAACUUGUCCGCCGAAUCCAACCCAUCUCAAUUACGCGACUAUGCUAGUGAGCUCGGUGCUAUGCUUCUAGAUUGGAAAGCCCGAAAAAGCGUAAAAGAAGCUCUUCGUCGACGCUUAUUCAAAGAAGAUCAGAUCAAGGCUCUUGUACCGGAUAAAAGGAAUGAAAAACUUACCAUCAAAGAGAGAGCUCAAUAUUGCGCUAAAAGUGGUGAUCCAUAUGAUAUUUACUUACAUGCUUUAGAUUUAGUCAAGACAAAAAAUGAUAGUGAUGAAGAAAUUGUUGCAUCCAGCUCACGUCUUUCGCUUUUCCGUAAGGAAUUGAAAGAAUCUGGAGUUGAUUCUAAAGUAAUUGAUAUAUAUGCUAAAUUUUCGGCACUUACUCAAGAUUCUAACGAAAUUCAGAAGAAGGAACUUGGUGACACUUCUUCUGAUUCCGAUACCAAUCCUGAUACUGAACCCGAACCUAAAUCUCAGCCUAAGAAUAAUAAUCCUUUUGAUGCCCAAAUCGCAGAAAUAGAUUCUAUGUUAGCAAAAAUAAAUGUGAAGUAG